Frankliniella occidentalis (western flower thrips) is the source of this 1957-nucleotide messenger RNA. RefSeq lists its product as uncharacterized. Bases 185 to 1957 code for a protein of 590 amino acids. Gene Ontology annotation, biological process: DNA replication. Gene Ontology annotation, molecular function: DNA-directed DNA polymerase activity; DNA binding; nucleotide binding. The record is from RefSeq and is a predicted model, not a curated record. The transcript has 2 exons. NCBI's taxonomy places the organism in Eukaryota, Metazoa, Arthropoda, Insecta, Thysanoptera, Thripidae.
UGAAGAGGAAGGAGAGGAGUGCCAUUAUGUACUCAUUAAGAAUAUAUCUAGAUUUUUAAAUCAUUUAACAAAACGCAAAAGAAAGUUGCAUUGGUGUGAAAACUGCCUUACACCAUAUGACACACACAAAAAAUACUUGGAGCACAGGCAGCAGUGUAUCGAGCACGGCGCGCAGGCGGUGAAGAUGCCACGCCCGCAGGAUGCAACCAUGCGGUUCCAGCAGUGGGGGCACCAAAUGCAUCACGACUUCGUCAUUUACGCCGACUUUGAGAGUGUCAUCGUGCCGUACAACUCACCCUGCCCUGACCCAUCAGUCUCAUCGACAACGCGAGCAAGCCGUCACGUGCCCUGCGGGUUCUGCUAUGUGAUCGUGAAGGCCGAUGGGAGUCUGCUUAAGGAGCCAGUCCUGGAGCAUGGUGAAAAAGAUCUCGUGAAAAGGUUUUUACUGCGCCUUCAAGAGGAGGUAAAAAUCAUUACAGAGUUAAGGGGUGAAUUGUAUGAGCUGGACAUGAGUGAAGAUCAGGAAAAAGACUUUGAAAAGUCUACAAAGUGUUAUAUGUGUGGGGAUGCAGUGCCACGUCCCGGUGUAAAUAAGGUGAGAGACCAUGACUGGAGUAAACCUGUACAUAAUUUUAGAGGGGCUGCUUGUCAGUACCCGUGUAAUCUUAAUCUCAAGCGUAAAACAUACAUUCCUGUACUGAUGCAUAAUCUGAAAAACUAUGAUGGUCAUAUGGUUCUAUCAGAGAUAGGUCAACUGAGUGACGGUAGUGACAUCUCUGUUAUUCCUAGGAAUAAAGAAAAGUAUGUAAGUUUCCAGUGGGGCCUCUUGAGAUUUCUUGAUAGUCUUGGCUUUUUGAAUAGCAGCUUGGACCGAUUAGUUGCCGAUCUGACGGAUGAGGAUAUGUGUCGGCUGAAAUCUAUUUUUCCUGAUCCUGAUACCAGAGCACUGGUUAGUCGAAAAGGUGUGUACCCUUAUUCAUUUUUCGACUCUUUUGCUAAAUUUCAGGAAACGUCUUUACCUCCACCGGAAGCAUUCAAAAAUGAUCUGACAGGUGCAGAUGUAAAAGCAGAAGACUACGAGCAUGCUCUUAAUGUUUUUAAACAUUUUAAGAUGAGUACUUUGCAGGAAUUUCAUGACCUGUACCUACUUACUGAUACCCUCUUAUUAUCAGACUGUAUGGAGGCAUUUCGUAAAAUGGCCAUGGAGCACUACAAAUUAGACCCUGUACAUUUCUAUACCACCCCAGGAAUGGCAUUCUCUGCUAGCUUGUUGUUUACAAAGCAGCGCUUAGAGCUUCUGGACGAUCUUGAGACCCACCUGACUUUUGAGCAAGGGUUAAGAGGCGGGGUCGCGAGUAUACAGCACAGGUAUGUUGAGGCUAACAACCGGUACAUACCGGAAACUUUCUCAGAGUCAAAACCAUCUUCCUAUAUUAUGUAUUAUGAUGCCAAUUCUUUGUAUGCAACAGCACUCUGCUCAAAACUCCCUACAGGUGGGUUUAGACAUUUAACGGCAAGUGAAAUUAAUGAUUUUGACUCUGCUAAAAUCAGCUCUGAUUCGGAUGUAGGCUAUCUGUUUGUUGUGGAUGUCACUUACCCUAAACAUUUGCAUGAUUAUCAUAACGAUUUUCCACUAGCUCCAGAGCAUAUGAUACCUCAGUACGAGGGCUUAUCUAAAUUACAAAAGAAAAUGUUAAGAGACUUUCAGUUGUCUGACAAAAGUACAAAAAAACUUGUUCCCAAUUUGUACGAUAAGAAAAAUUAUGUUGUGUAUGCUGACACUCUCAUGUUAUAUUUAGAAUUAGGCUUAGAACUUACAAAAAUUCACCAAAUAAUUGAGUUUGAUCAGAAAGCUUGGUUAAAAGUUUCCACCCGCUGUCAGAACCAACACAUAAAGAAGAAAAAGAAACAAAAGACAAGACUUUACCUCGGCCCAAGUGGCCUUCUCAUGCAUUAG